UAGAAGCUUAGGACAAUCAGCGGGGCCUGAGAACCCAUCGACUCUGCCCCAGCUUUGAAGGGAAUACUGGAGCUCAUCUGUGUGUGGGGCGGUCCUUGGAGGACAGGCUCCCGGCAGGGGCAUGAAAGCAUAGACUUCCUAGACAGCUUGGUGACAGGAAAUACGAUGAGGACCCCCAGCCCAAGGUGAGUGGGCAGGGUGGCAAGGCCAGAACUGCUUGGUGGGUUCACAGUCUGUGCCUGGCCCAGGCCUGGCUGAGACCACGGAGCUGGGAAGCCCCGACCCCGUGGACACAAUCUGGGGGCACCUGACCAGGGGGAAGGGGAGAGGUCUCCAGAACGGCCUUCCAGGUGGAGAAAGAAGGCCUGCCAUGCUGUCUCUGGAACAAUAUGAGCUAGGGAAGAAAGGGAACAGGGCACGUUCCGGCUCCAAGGUCAGAACCAGAGGUGGGCGCUUGGGCCGGGACCCGGGGAUCUUCCCAGCUGUGCGAGCUUGGUGUCUGUGCAAGGUCACCCAGUCCAGGAAGGGGGCCUUGCAAGGAGACUCUAUGGAAAAAAGGCCUGGAAGAGAAGCCUCCAGCCUCCUCAGGACCCGCCAGCUUCCUGCCCACCACUCACAGACAUCGUCUCCUUUAUCCAUCCAGUUUCUAAGGAGGGUCUGAAGGCUGAGUAGCCAGCGGGAUGCCUGGGCUGCUGAACCAGCUCACAGGGGCAGCCCUGCCCCUCACCGCCUCCGAUGUCACCUCCUUCGUCAGUGGCUACGCCCUGGGGCUGACGGCCUCUCUCACCUAUGGCAACCUGGAAGCCCAGCCCUUUCAAGGCCUCUUUGUGUACCCACUGGAUGAAUACACCACAGUGAUCGGCUUUGAGGCAGUCAUUGCCGACCGUGUCGUGACAGUACAGAUCAAGGACAAAGCCAAGAUGGAGAGCAGCCACUUUGAUGGCACCCGCAUCCGAGCCACAAAUGUCACAGGGACCACUCUGCAAGAGGGGGUUUCCGUCAUCCCUCAUUCCUGCACGCCAGGGAAGGUGGCUUUGGAUGAGGAUUUGGAGCGGGUCCUGUUCGUGGUCAACCUGGGGACCAUUGUCCCCAUGGAGAACGUCACCAUCUUCGUCAGCACUUCCUCGGAGCUCCCCACGCUGCCCAGCGGGGCUAUGCGGGUCCUGCUGCCUGCUGUCUGCGCCCCGACCGUGCCUCAGUUCUGCACCGAGAGUGCUGGCCCCUCCAGCCAACAGGCCCAAGGCAAAGACAAGCAUUGCUUCGGCACCCGGGCCCUGGACUCCUGGAACAAGCUGUGCCUGGCAACUCUCCUGGACACCGAUGUGUCCAACCCCAUGGAAUACGAGUUCAACUUCCAGCUGGAGAUUCGCGGGCCGUGCCUGCUCGCAGGGGUGGAGAGUCCCACCCACGAGAUCCGAGCUGAUGCUGCCCCAUCUGCACGCUCGGCCAAGAGCAUCAUUAUCACCUUGGCCAACAGGCACACCUUCGACCGGCCAGUGGAGAUCCUCAUCCACCCCAGUGAGCCCCACAUGCCGCACAUCCUGAUGGAGAAAGGGGACAUGACCCUGGGAGAGUUUGAGCAGCACUUGAAGGGAAGAACGGAUUUCAUUAAAGGGAUGAAGAAGGACAGCAGUGCAGAGAGACAGACAGAAAUCAUCCGGAAGCGUCUCCACAAGGACAUCCUCCACCAUUCAGUCAUCAUGCUCAACUUCUGCCCCGACCUCCAGUCAGUCCAGCCGAACCUGAGAAAGACCCAUGGGGAGUUUAUCUUCCUCAUUGACCGGAGUGGCAGCAUGAGUGGGACCAACAUCCACCGUGUCAAGGAUGCCAUGCUGGUGGCUCUUAAGAGCCUCAUGCCGGCCUGCCUCUUCAAUGUCAUUGGGUUUGGGUCCACAUUUAAGACCCUCUUCCCUUCCAGCCAGACCUACAGUGAGGAGAGCGUGGCCAUGGCCUGUGAUAACAUCCAGAGAAUGCGGGCCGACAUGGGUGGCACCAAUAUCCUCUCCCCGCUCAAGUGGAUCAUCCGGCAGCCAGUGCACCGAGGCCACCCACGGAUUCUCUUCCUGAUCACGGACGGUGCCAUCAACAACACCGGGAAGGUGCUAGAACUGGUGCGAAACCAUGCCUUCUCCACCAGGUGCUACAGCUUUGGAAUUGGACCCAACGUGUGCCACAGACUGGUGAAAGGGUUGGCAACUGUGUCCAAGGGCAGUGCUGAGUUUCUGAUGGAGGGAGAACGGCUGCAACCCAAGAUGAUCAAAUCCCUGAAGAAGGCUAUGGCCCCAGUCCUGAGUGAUGUAACUGUGGAGUGGGUCUUCCCUGAGACCACCGAGGUCCUAAUCUCGCCUGUCAGCACCAGCUGCCUCUUCCCUGGAGAGCGGCUGGUGGGGUAUGGCAUUGUGUGUGAUGCCUCCUUAUACAUCUCCCAUCCCAGAUAUGACAAAAGGAGACGAUACAGCAUGUUGCACUCUCAAGAGUCCAGCAGCUCUGUCUUCUACCACUCACAGGACGAGGGGCCCAGCCCAGACAGCAGGGACUGUGUCAGGGGCAUGGGCGCACCCUGCAGCCCAAGGCAGCCCAAAGAUGCCCAGCCAUCCACCGGAGACUCCACCGCCAAUCUUGGUCUGGACUUCUCCCAGCGACGGCGGGCAUAUAGCACCAACCAGAUCACCAACCACAAGCCUUCCCCAAGGGCCACCACAGCCAGUGACCCCACAUUGCCUGCCAGGAGAUACCCACUGAGGAAAGCCAAGCCACAGGACCUCACCAACCAGACCAGCACAGAGGCCUCGUGGUGGCAGAUUGAUCUGCAGCCCUUGCUCAACAGCGGUCCGGACCUGAGCCAGGGCCCCAAACUCCGCGGCCCAGGUGCCCGCAGGCCAUCUCUGCUGCCCCAAGGCUGCCAGCCCAGCCUGCCCUCCAGCCAGGAGACCCAGACCUGGAGCCCCAUGAAAGAGCCGGAUCUUGGGUUUAACCUGAAGCCUGUUUCAGACAGCCGUAGCCCUGGGGACCUGGAACCGUCCCAUCACCCUUCCACCUUCGAGACCGAGACGUCCUCGGACUGGGAACCCCUGGCCGAGUCCGAGGAUCGGGUCAGUCCCAGCAGGCCCCCUACCCCAGGCCCGGUGCUGGGCAAGGCCGUGGUCAAGGGCCUGCGCGACAGCCAACGUUUGCAGUGGGAAGUGAGCUUUGAGCUGGGGCCCCCCGGCCCGGAGAGGGGAGGGGCACACGAGGCCGACCUGUGGAGCGAGACCUUCCACCACCUGGCGGCCCGCGCCAUCAUCCGCGACUUCGAGCAGCUGGCGGAGCGCGAGAACGAGAUCGAGCAAGGGUCCAGCCGCCGCUACCAGGUAAACGCUGUGCACACCAGCAAGGCCUGCAACAUCAUCAGCAAAUACACGGCCUUUGUUCCUGUGGACGUGAGCGAGAGCCGGUACCUGCCCACCGUGGUGGGGUACCCCAACUCUGGUGCUGCAUGGCGGAUGGUCAGCUCUCAGGUCCUGACCCGACAGUGGAGGGGAACCUCUGCCGGCUUCAGACGGUCCCAGACCCUCCUCAGGGAAUACUCGGCAGCAGGAGAUGGCAAAUUCCAGAACCUGAAUGUGGAGGAAAGCCCCAGUGCACCCUUCAGAGAGACCACAUCCCCGGGCCGCGAGAAGCAUCCUGCUUCGGAAGGUCCCCUGCGCAGUCUGGCCACCAAUACCCUGUCUUCCUUGAAGGCCUCAGAGAGUCUCUUUGGAUCCAGGCUGAAUCUGCACAAGUCCAGGCUGCUGACUCGAGCAGCCAAGGGCUUCCUGAGCAAGCCGCUGACCAAGGCUCCGGAGCCAACCCCAGGGAGCCAGAACUUCGACUACAUUCCGCUGGUGUCUCUGCAGCUGGCCUCCGGAGCCUUCCUGCUCAACCAAGCCUUCUGCGAGGCCAUCCACGUCCCCAUGGAGAAGCUCAAGUGGACCUCACCCUUCACCUGCCACCGAGUGCCCCUCACCCGCCAGCCUGAGCCCAAGACCCCAAGUCCCCAGCUGUGCACCGCCAGCCCCUCGGCCCAGCACCCGUCCUGUGAUGGCUUCUCCCCAGAGCCUCUGGUGGGGGGCAAGCCAGGCUGGGAGACCAGGGCUGCGAUCGAACACACAGGGAAGCUUUGGGCUACGGUGGUGGCGCUGGCGUGGCUGGAGCACAGCUCGGCCUCCUACUUUGUAGAGUGGGAGCUGGUGGCCGCGAAAGCCAACUCGUGGCUGGAACAGCAGGAGGUGCCCGAGGGCCGCACGCGGGGCACGCUCAAGGCGGCCGCCCGCCAGCUGUUCGUGCUCCUGCGGCAUUGGGACGAGAAUCUGGAGUUCAAUAUGCUUUGCUAUAACCCGAAUUAUGUGUAG
Molecule: messenger RNA, 4370 nt
Organism: Acinonyx jubatus (cheetah)
Lineage: Eukaryota; Metazoa; Chordata; Mammalia; Carnivora; Felidae
Gene: VWA5B1
Product: von Willebrand factor A domain containing 5B1
Exons: 22
Coding region: 681-4370 (1229 amino acids)
Source: RefSeq, a predicted model, not a curated record